Molecule: messenger RNA, 1360 nt
Organism: Trichomonas vaginalis G3
Lineage: Eukaryota; Parabasalia; Trichomonadida; Trichomonadidae
Product: protein of unknown function, DUF4106 family
Exons: 1
Source: RefSeq, a predicted model, not a curated record
AUGGAUAGCGAUGAGUAUAAAAAAGAAGUUGAAGCAAAUGUAAAGGCAGAAAAACUUUUACAGUUGCAAAACCAAACCGUACAGUAUGAAAACUUAGCACAAGAAAGUAAAAAUAACGACGCGGCUAUGCAAAAGGCAAUGAAAAGCGCAGAAUAUAUAAAAGCCAACAAUGACUGGUUAGAUGCCCAAGCCAACGCUAAAGCAGCCCAACUCAUAGGGUCAAUAAGGACAAAAAUACAAGCGGAUGAAGACAGUUCAAAUGAAGCUUUAAUGAAUGCUGACUUUAAGAAUGCCUUCGAAGCUCUUCAUAGUAAGGUGAAACAAGUGAACGACUUCUCAUCUGGAAAGAAACUGAAGUCUGAAGGUUUCGACAAAGAGUUAAAAGAAGUAGCACAAAAUAUGACGAAAAUAACAGAUGCAGCAACGAGACAGGCAGUUCAAAGUGCCUAUGACGCCGUUAGAGCAACUGUUGUGAAAAGUCAAGAAAAAGAGUUACAACAGACCAAAACAGACCUAGUAAAUGCUUUCUUAAGAACGAAAAGUCAGGUAGGACAUUACGCUGCAGAUGGAACAUAUGUGCCAGCUGGUGGAACUUAUAUACCAGCUGUUGGAACUUAUAUACCACCAAACCCUCCAAGAGAAGCACCUGCACCAGGACUACCUAACACAUUUACAUCGUCACAUGGACACAGACACAGGCAUGCACCAAAACCAACACAACAACCAACAGUUCAAAACCCUGCACAACAACCAACAGUUCAAAACCCUGCACAACAACCACCUCCACAACCAGAGCAAGGACAUAAAAGAAGUAGAGAACAAGGAAACCAAGAAUUCUUAAAAAUGCUUAAAGAAGAGUGUGGUUUCCCAGAUACUGUUGACUUUAGUGACAGAUAUAAAGAAGCUAUUGGAAAGUUCAAGGAUGGAAAUACUGACCCGAACCUAUUUAGCUUUAUGGCUCAGCACCAAAACGGAUAUAAUCUCAAACCUGGAAAAUACAAGCUCGCUAAGGGAUAUGAUUUAAUAGCAUAUCAUCCAAAUGACAUGAACGAAUUUACUCCGAGAUAUUUGAUGUCAGAGCUAAAUGACAAUUCAACUUUCGUCAUGAAACGCGUAAAAAAUAGAGACGGAACGAAAGAACAAAAGCUUAUGAAUGCGGAUGACGUAGAUAGGGAAAUUGUUAAAAACGGUCUCGGAAUAUAUGAAAUGCCAGCAGAUGAGGUACAAGAAACUCCACAGGAAGAAAUAGUUCAGAUACAACCAGACAUGGAAGAAAUAGUUCAGCAACAACAGCUAGAAGAGCCUGAAGGAAACGAACAAGUCCUUCCUUUGGAAACUAACUUCACAGAACUAGAUGAAG